Monopterus albus (swamp eel) is the source of this 1048-nucleotide messenger RNA. It is a transcript of the gene vapal, whose product is annotated as VAMP (vesicle-associated membrane protein)-associated protein A, like. Gene Ontology annotation, cellular component: endoplasmic reticulum membrane; plasma membrane. Gene Ontology annotation, molecular function: FFAT motif binding. The transcript has 6 exons. Bases 133 to 855 code for a protein of 240 amino acids. Gene Ontology annotation, biological process: neuron projection development. The record is from RefSeq and is a predicted model, not a curated record. Lineage: Eukaryota; Metazoa; Chordata; Actinopteri; Synbranchiformes; Synbranchidae.
GUUCACGUAUUUGUACCCACAUGCGCGUUCGCACAGCUCAGUCAACAUUUGACUCACUAGUGACAGGGGUUCUAGGAUUUCCACUUCUCAGUUACUCCCGCUACUGAAACUAAGUGCAUUCCCUCAGCAAAAAUGUCAAAGUUGGAUCAGGUCCUUGUCCUUGACCCUCCUUCCGACCUCAGAUUUAAAGGUCCUUUCACAGAUGUAGUCACCACCAACCUCAAACUGAAGAACCCUUCUGACAGAAGUGUGUGUUUCAAAGUGAAGACGACGGCACCGCGCAGGUACUGUGUACGGCCAAACAGCGGUGUCAUUGAUCCUGGAGCGGCCGUCAACAUCUCGGUCAUGCUGCAGCCCUUUGACUAUGACCCCAAUGAGAAAAGUAAACACAAAUUCAUGGUGCAGACAAUUUUUGCUCCGCCACAUGUUUCUGACAUGGAUGCAUUGUGGAAAGAUGCAAAACCUGAUGAUCUCAUGGAUUCCAAGCUGAGAUGCGUCUUUGAGCUGCCUUCUGAAAACGAUAAAGUGAAUGACGUGGAGGCGACCAAAGCAGCCCCAGUGAUGAACUCUGUGAAGGGCGACCUAACGGCAGCUGCGGCGCCAGAUGAUACAGAGAUGAAGAAAGUGCAGGAGAAAUGCAAGAGGCUGCAAGCUGAGAUGAACAAGCUGGUUGAGGAGAACCGGCAAUUAAAGGAGGAUGGUGUUAGAAUGAGAAAGGUGCCUGGCUCAGACCACAUGACAUCAAACUCCAGUAGCCUCCUCGGACGGGAAGCGACCACUGCCUCCCUGCCCUCCCUCCUCGUUGUCAUAGCAGCCAUCUUCAUUGGAUUCUUCCUAGGGAAGUUCAUCUUGUAGACUGGGAGAUGCAUGCCGGCCGUAUUCCCCGCCCCGGCUUCGGAAUCAGACAGGCCUGGAAGAAUCGAGAAGUCUUUCUGUUGACUUUGCCAUAUCAUUGGUAGUGUGGCCUACAGUGAACACAUCCGUACAGCAUAAUUGGAAGGCGUCGCCUUUUUUUUACAGUCUCACACGGUUAGUACACACAGAGUUG